Molecule: messenger RNA, 819 nt
Organism: Cylicocyclus nassatus
Lineage: Eukaryota; Metazoa; Nematoda; Chromadorea; Rhabditida; Strongylidae
Source: the annotation of a GenBank genome assembly
AGAGGUUCGACUGAACGUUAACUCUUCAGCUUGUCCAUGUCAUCACAACUACGCUAAUCGAAGAUUUCAGUUCUGAAAUUGAAACAAUGUUUACAGUCCUUAGAUCCAGUUUGAUUGCAGAUAAAGGCUUUAUCAAAGUUAAACCAACUACUCAUUUGUUGGCCGGCCUCAAAGUUGCCAUAAAAUCAUCGACAAGAAGGCUAUGGGGGAUGAUCUUCCACGAGUUGCGACAGAGCUUCACGCACUUAGGACUUUGUCACAUCAGAAUUUUUGUCGGCUAUACCAGUUUAUUGAGACGGAAGAUAAAUACUAUAUCAUAAUGGAGUACUGUAGUGGAGGUGAGAUGUUCGAUUACAUUGCAAGGAAGGAGCGACUUGAGAAAUCAGAAGCUCGUCACUUUUUUCGUCAACUAGUCCAAGCUACGGCUUAAGUCCACUCUAUGGGUUAUCUACAUAGGGACUUGGCCUUUCUGGUAAUGCCGUCAAAAAGCAGUGAUGGGAUGUUUUCGACUAUUUUCAUUUUGACGGAAAGAAAAGAGUUUCAAAUGAACCAUUCACCAUAUCAAACGGUUAAAUUGCAAGUUGCACGGACGAGAACUUCGUGAAAGCGCUCCUAGACCAAAUUACUAUACCAUGAGAAGGCACAAUCAACAAAGGAUUCUUUGAUUGCGUACUUUGCUCACAACCCCUGCCAGAAACAGGGUUCUGUAGAUCUUAUGUCAUUGUUAAUAAUUGUGUCAUUGUAGAAUCAAUGUCGAACAUACCGUGUUUGCCUAUGUCGGGGUACUUUCAUCUGGUUAUGAUCAAGUAAAUAUUUACU